Cannabis sativa is the source of this 2675-nucleotide messenger RNA. RefSeq lists its product as uncharacterized. Lineage: Eukaryota; Viridiplantae; Streptophyta; Magnoliopsida; Rosales; Cannabaceae. The record is from RefSeq and is a predicted model, not a curated record. The coding region runs from base 142 to 1413 and encodes 423 amino acids. The transcript has 2 exons.
CGUUUCAAAAAAAAAAAAAAAAAAAAAAAGGAAAAAACAAAUAUAUUGUAGAGGAAAGAAAGAAGUCAGUUUUCUUAUUUUGAUUCCAUUUUCCAAUACACGUUUCUUUCCCUUCCUUUAGCUAAAACACCAGACACGAAAAUGGUGGACUUACAGAGCAACGUUUCACCUCCACCCUCAAACUCACUGCUCCUUCACCACUCUCUACAAUGCCUGUCCCGGCGAGAUUUCUUGGGCUGCCGCAACUACGCCCUCAAAGCCCAAGAGUCCGACCCAAACAUCAGAGCCGACGCUAGCCAAGUCCUUGCCGUCGCUGAUGUUCUCCACGCGUCGGAGCGUCGCCUCAAGAACAACCGUCUCGACUACUACUCCAUACUCCAAAUCAGUCGUACCGUGUCUAAUGAUCGCAGACUCAUUUGGGAUCAGUUUUCGAAGCUCGUGUCUCUCGUGAACCCCAAGAAUAACAAGUUCGCAUUUUCUACGCAGGCCUACGGUCUUCUUCUCGAAGCCUGGAGGUUGUUAUCGGACCCUAAGAAGAAGGCCCAGUACGACAUUGAGAUAGGGGACUUGCCGGAAGUAGCAGAAGAAGUUGGAGUUUCGGACCAUGGAAAUGGGUCUGGAGAGAAUAGUGAGACUUUCUGGACUGUGUGUCCUUUUUGUUACUGCAUGUUCGAGUACGAGAAGGUGUACGAAGGUUGCUGCCUCAGGUGUCAGAAUUGCAAGAGAGGGUUUCAUGGGGUGGCGAUCAGCCCUCCGUCGCCGGAGAUAAUGGUUCCGGGUGAGAGUCGAUACUAUUUCUGUUAUGGGGUUUUCUCAGUAAAGUAUUCGGAGGAAGAAAACAAUGCUAACGUAAACGACGUCAAGAAAAGAAAGUGUGGUUUGGAUGAUCAUGGGGUGGUGGACAUUUCUGAUGAUGAAGGUUUGGCUUCUUUAAAUGAUGAUUCUAGUCACAGUGGAAACAACGGAAAGAGUAACGAUUCUUCCGUGGAUUCAAAAAAUGGUGAUGACCAAGAUUUCGUUGAUGACUUUUGGGAAGAGGUUUUGGAAACUGAGAAUUUGGGUAAGCAUGAAAGUGAGAUUGGGACAACAGAGGUGGGUGUUGGUCAAAACUUGCCGAAGAGGAUAGUCAAAGCUCGGGCAAGGAGGAGGAAGAAUAUUAAAUCUGUUGCCUUGAAAUCGAAUAAGAUGGCAGGGAAUCCGAUAAAGAGAGCUCAAACUACCGAGUUGGUGGGUGAUGAUGGUGACAUUGCUAUGGGAGUGGCAGGUUCAGAUGUCAAUGUAGAUAAGGGGAAAGGGAUUGUAAAUGGAGAAGAUGAAAAUGAGGUUAAUGCAUGGCAUGAAGAUGCUCAUUCUGGGGUAGUGUUUACUGAAGUAGAAGAUGAUGUUUUUGAUGGCUUGUUAUGUGACUGGUGAGAAAGGUUGUGUGUUUUAGAUGGCCAGUAAGAUCUCACCUGCUAACUCAACACAUCAAGAGAAUUGAAAUCCCACUUGAGGCCUUUAUAUAUUAUUGCUCUAGAAAAAGUAAAACCUAUAUAAGAGUAUGAUUUUCCCCAGCUUAUCCACUUUGUAAGUUUAUCUAUCUUGACAGCAAUCCAAAUUUGCAUUUGAACUUUUAAAAUUGACUAUGCUUGCUAUAGAUGCUUGCUAUAGCUUUCAUGCUUCCACUGAUUAUUAGCAGAUUAGUCAAGGCAUGCCAAAUUUUAUAGCUUAGUUUGUUCAGAUUGAUUAUGUAGUAUUUUAUUUUUGAAUAAAAUGUUAUACUUUACUAAUUCAAAAGAUCAAUCAGACAAGGAGAUUAUAAUUUAGGGGGAGCAGAACUCACUCCAUUGACACAAUCUGGAAGAAAAUAAGAUGACAUUGCUAUUUACAGUCCUUAAUAGUCAAGACAAAAGGAGAAGCCACACUACUACUUAUGGCAUGAAUUAGUUGUUGACAAUCUGAUUCAAUUAUGACACUGUCCCAUGCCUAUCUCUUGCAUCAGCUUAAAGCCUCCUUAAAACCAGCUGCCUCAGCUACAAUUGGUGUCACCUUUCCAAAGUAGCAGCCCUGUUUUGCUCUUAAGAAACUGCAUUAUGAUCCCUCCCAACACCCAUACCCAAGUCUAUUCUCCUUAUCAAAGACUACUCCAUCUACAUUAACCUUGACCAGAUUAAACGGUGGCUUUGUCCAAUUCUCUUUUCCAUAACUCAGAUCACUCAAGACCGAUGAUGACACAAGCUCAUGCGAUUGAGACUCAACUAAAUCAGUUCGUUUCGAGCCCACCAGACUGCCCAACAAAUCAUAACUGAUGCUGCAAUAUGUUGUUUGCUGUUGUCGUUCCUUAGCAAUGUAUCCAUUCAGUGAGCAAUGCUCCAUAACUAUUUUCUUUUUAACUUUUUGGAGGUAUCUUAAGGUUCCAAAUUUUCUUCCAAAAUCCUGAGUUUGCAUCUGUAUUUGCCCGCCCCUUUCAAAUCCUGCAGAUACCCUCACUCCUUGACCAACCAAGAGGAAUUCUCAUUGGCAUUAAUUAUGUAGUAUUUGAUAUCUGUGCAUAUUUAGUAAAAAGAGAAAUAAAAGUGCUACAUAUCUGUAUCGAUGACAAUUUAGUUGGUUGCUUUCAUGUUAUAUAACAGAUACAAAUGUUAGUCUUUACACUUAUUAAGUCCUACUUAAUAUUUAUUUUUAUUUUUUUGCUG